This is a messenger RNA of Lachancea fermentati, 936 nucleotides long. Lineage: Eukaryota; Fungi; Ascomycota; Saccharomycetes; Saccharomycetales; Saccharomycetaceae. The record is from the annotation of a GenBank genome assembly.
AUGAGUCUAUUCUUCAAAUCGCCCAUAGAUAUAGAAAUUCUUUUUGAUGGAGAGGAGUCACGUAAGCAUGUUGAAAUCCCAAACACCACAAGUAGUAGUGCUAGAACUUUGAAAGAUCGAUAUCCACUUUACGAAGACGGCGAGAGUCUCAGUGGUAUUGUCACAUUAAGGGUUAAAGAAGGGAGGAAAGUUGAACAUUUGGGCGUGAAAGUCAGUUUGAUCGGUACUGUUGACAUUUCAAAGUCAGGUACUGAGUACAAGAAACGGUCUGUUGAUAACUUUCUCUGUUUAAGCGCAGAUUUAUGUCCUCAAGGAGAACUAGUACAUUCUCAAAGUUUUCCCUUCAGUUUUAAAGAUGUAGAAAAACGUUAUGAAUCUUACAAAGGUAAGAAUGUUGAAGUAAUGUACUAUUUGAAAGUUACUGUGUUAAGAAAGUCCACCGAUAUUGUGAAACUAAAGAGGUUUUGGUGCUACCUUUAUAACUCCAUUCCUGCUACGCACACAGCUGCAACAUCAACCGAUGAGCCAAAGCCAGUCAAACUUGACAUUGGGAUUGAAAAUUGUCUCCACAUUGAAUUUGAAUACUCUAAAUCGAGAUACACUUUGAAAGACGUAAUUGUAGGUAGGAUAUAUUUCCUAUUGACAAGGUUAAAAGUGAAGCACAUGGAACUUAGCCUGAUAACAAGGGAGACAUGUGGUUUAGAACCAAAUCAGCUUUCAGAUUCUACUUCUAUCAGGUAUGAGAUUAUGGAUGGGUCACCCGUCAAAGGCGAGACUAUUCCUAUCCGCCUUUUUCUAGGUGGAUAUGAUCUGGUACCAAACGUCACUUCGAACUAUUUCAACAUCCGAAACUAUCUAAGUUUGGUGAUAAUUGAUGAAGACGGGAGACGAUACUUCAAGCAAACAGAAAUUAUUUUGUACCGUACAAGAAUCUAG